CGAAAUCCGGUCACGUGACCAAAGUCCGGAAGAAACGACUUGACGAUGAGAGCGAUUUAACGGAGGAGUGAUGAUUGUACGCGGUUUUUUCUUCUUGUUUUUAUCACUUGGACUUCUGGAGGUUUUGAGCCACGAUGGUAUCGUACCUCUCGUCCAAAGUUUGGACGGUGAAUGGAACUUGUGGAACUCGAACAAGUCCUUUUUUCUGCCCGCCCAAGUCCCAGGAUGCGUCCACACGGCGCUGCAGCAGCGAGGGUUAAUUCAGGAUCCUUACUUCCGGUUCAAUGACCUUCUGUACGAGUGGAUCUCUUUGGACAAUUGGACGUACGCCACCACGUUUGCAGUGUCCAAAGAGCUGAGGUCCAAGCGACAAGUCCUUCUGAUUCUGGACGGCGUGGACACGGUGGCGUCGGUUUGGCUCAAUGGCGCGUUGGUGGGCCGCACGGACAACAUGUUCCGUUCAUACGUCUUUCCCGUCCGAGAGCUGCUGAAGGCCGAGGAGAACACGCUGCUGGUCCGCUUCCUGUCUUCCAUCGUUUAUGCCACCCAGAGGAGGAAUGCCCACGCCGCCUACGCGAUUCCUCCUGAAUGUCCACCCAGCGUCCAGAAAGGACAGUGCCACGUCAAUUUCAUCAGGAAAGCCCAGAGCUCAUUCAGUUGGGACUGGGGUCCGUCCUUCCCCGGCGCCGCGCUGUGGAAAGGCGUCCGCCUUGAGGCCUUUGACUCGCUGCGACUCGUGCACUUGGCCGCUCUUCCUCUCUACGACGUCGGCAGCUCGUCGUGGUCACUGCAGGUGGACGCGCUGGUGGACGCUCUUCAACCCACCUUGGCCCAAAUAACGCUGGACUUGCCCGAGCUGCUCUCCCGCGUCGCCUUCCCGGCAAACAUUCGCCCGGGCGCCGCCAAAUACACCUUCACCCUCAGCGUCAAUGCGAGCGCCGACGUGAGGCUGUGGUGGCCCAACGGUCUCGGCGAACAAACGUCCUACCGCCUGCUGCUCACGGCGCGCUCGCCGGAUGGCGUGGCGCUCCUCCAAGCGCACUCAAAGGUUUACUUCCGUCGCAUUGAGCUGGUCCAGGAGCCCGUCUCCAGCUCGCCGGGUCUGAGUUUUUAUUUCCGCAUCAACGGGAAGCCGCUUUUCCUCAAAGGCUCAAACUGGAUCCCAGCGCACUCUUUCCAAGACCAAGUCACGCCUCAUGUCUUGACGGACUUGCUGCGGUCGGCGGCGGACGCCAACAUGAACGUCCUCCGGGUGUGGGGUGGCGGCGUUUACGAGCAAGACGCCUUCUACGACGCGUGCGAUGACCUGGGUCUCAUGGUGUGGCAGGAUUUCAUGUUCGCUUGCGCCAUGUAUCCCACCGAGGACGACUUCAUACGCAGCGUGAGGGAAGAGGUCUACCAACAGGUCUGGCGUCUGAAGUCCCACCCGUCCGUCAUCAUGUGGAGCGCAAAUAACGAGAACGAAGCGGCGCUGGCCACCGACUGGUUCCACAUCCCCGACCGGCAGCGGCCCGUCUACCUCAAGGACUACGUGGCGCUCUACGUGGACAACGUCAUGGCCAUCGUGAAACAGGAAGAUCCCAGUCGGCCGUUCCUGGUCUCCAGUCCGACAAACGGCGCCGAGUCUGAGCGGGAGGGCUACGUGGCGAGCGAUCCGUACGACCCGCGCUACGGCGACACGCACUUCUACAGCUACUCGGCCGACUGCUGGGACUGGCGCGCCUUCCCCCGAACGCGCUUCGCCUCCGAGUACGGCUUCCAGUCGUGGCCGUCGCUCUCCACGCUGCGGCCGGUGUCUGUUGCGGAGGAUUGGAGCUUGAGCAGCCGCUUUGCAGGACACCGCCAGCACCAUCAGGACGGAAACGAGCAGAUGUUGAAGCAGGCGUCCGUUCACUUCCGCCUGCCCAACUCCAGCGACCCCCUGACCCACUUCACACACACGCUCUACCUCACCCAGGUGAUGCAAGCUCAGUGCGUGAAGACACAGACGGAAUUUUACCGCCGUAGCCGCAGCGAGCUGAUAGGAGGCCUCGGCAACACCAUGGGCGCCCUCUACUGGCAACUCAACGACAUUUGGCAGGCGCCCUCCUGGUCAUCCAUCGAGUUCGGCGGCAAAUGGAAGAUGUUGCAUUAUUUGGCCGCCGACUUCUUCGCCGACGUCCUGCCCGUCGCCUUCGAGGACGAGAACGGUACGCUGCUCAUCUACGCCGUUUCCGACCUGAGCCAAGACCUCAAGCUCAGAGCCGUGGUGUCAGUCUACACGUGGAGCACCCCUGACCCGCUUUUCACAAAGAAGUCCGACCUCGUGGCGGUUCCGGGAGGAAGCGCCGUUCCGGUUUUCAAAUGGCCCGUCGCCGCCCUACUGGCCGGAUCCGGACGCUGCAGCCGCCGCAGCUGCCUGCUGGCCUUCCGCCUGGAGGAGGGCGGCGGUGACCAACGUGGCCCCGCAAACCACCACUUCCUGUGCUCACCCAAAGACGCCCUGGGGCUAAAACCGCCCGACAUCACGGCCAAAGUGCGCCAGGAUGAGACGGGAUUGGUGGUGGACCUCCAGUCUUCGGCCGUGGCUCCUUUCGUGUGGCUGGAUGCGGGCGACAUUCCCGGGCGCUUCGACGCCAACGGCUUCUUGAUGCUGUCCAGGAACAGGACGGUGGCGUUCCGCGCCGGGAAACCCACCAGCGUUACGGAAUUCUCCCGAGCGCUCCGCGUCACCUCGUUGAGCGACCUCUACUCGCCUUAAAUCGCCUUCAACCUUGUUGCCACACCCGAUGACGCUGCUUGUAAGUUCAGCGGUAUAGGACCUCUGAUUGCUGCCAUCUCAGAACAUCCAAGAUGUUACGUUAUUUAUAUUUUAGUGUAAA
Messenger RNA from Hippocampus comes (tiger tail seahorse), 2861 nucleotides. It is a transcript of the gene manba, whose product is annotated as mannosidase, beta A, lysosomal. Lineage: Eukaryota; Metazoa; Chordata; Actinopteri; Syngnathiformes; Syngnathidae. The record is from RefSeq and is a predicted model, not a curated record. The coding region runs from base 71 to 2740 and encodes 889 amino acids. Gene Ontology annotation, molecular function: beta-mannosidase activity. Gene Ontology annotation, biological process: carbohydrate metabolic process; glycoprotein catabolic process. The transcript has 17 exons.